Messenger RNA from Gymnodraco acuticeps, 3697 nucleotides. It is a transcript of the gene epn1, whose product is annotated as epsin 1. Gene Ontology annotation, biological process: endocytosis. Gene Ontology annotation, cellular component: clathrin vesicle coat; endosome; plasma membrane. The record is from RefSeq and is a predicted model, not a curated record. Lineage: Eukaryota; Metazoa; Chordata; Actinopteri; Perciformes; Bathydraconidae. Gene Ontology annotation, molecular function: clathrin binding; phospholipid binding.
CCGAGAACGGAAGCGGAAAUUCGGCCAUCUCCUCGUACAUUCAAGCUACAACAGGUUUUCAUCUCCCUACGCCCAAGGUUUUGGGACCAAAUGUUGUCACAGGAAGAAAAAGGCAAACUGAGACAUAGCACUCCGUGAAUGAGUGGCUCACAAGCCAGAAAAACGAAAAGAAAGCAAGAGGAGAGACCCUCAUUCUGCAUCAUUCUUGUGUAACAGUUCAGAUUGCAGCAGGACUCGACGGCCAGACCGUUGCCAUGUCGACCUCAUCGCUACGGCGACAAGUAAAGAACAUCGUCCACAACUAUUCAGAGGCUGAAAUCAAGGUUAGAGAGGCGACGUCCAAUGACCCCUGGGGCCCCAGCAGCUCUCUGAUGUCAGAGAUUGCUGAUCUGACCUACAAUGUUGUGGCCUUCUCGGAAAUCAUGAGCAUGGUGUGGAAGCGCCUCAAUGACCACGGCAAGAACUGGAGACAUGUGUACAAGGCUAUGACUCUUAUGGAGUACCUGAUCAAGACGGGUUCAGAACGUGUUGCCCAACAGUGCCGAGAGAACAUAUACGCAGUCCAGACCCUCAAGGAUUUCCAGUUCAUAGACAGAGACGGCAAAGACCAGGGGGUAAAUGUUAGAGAGAAAGCCAAACAGCUGGUGACACUGCUAAAAGAUGAAGAGAGACUAAGAGAGGAGAGGAUCCACGCCCUCAAAACCAAAGAGAAGAUGGCACAAACCUCCAGUGCCUCCUCAGCUCCCUCAGCACCCAGCCUGGGAGGCAGCCUGUCAGCGGGCUCCCACUCUGGGGGGGCCGACCCUGAGCAGGCGUGGCCCCAGAGCACUGGAGAGGAAGAUCUGCAACUCCAGCUGGCUCUGGCCAUGAGUAAAGAAGAGGCAGAGCAGACUAACAAGGACCCUCUGGAGGACGCAGAGCUCAGCUAUGCUAUCACACUCAGCAAAGAUGCGCAACAAAAGGAAGAGCGACUGCGCAGAGGAGACGACCUGAGACUGCAGAUGGCCCUGGAGGAGAGCAGGAGGGAAAAGAAGAAGCCGGAGGAGGGCUCUCUGAUGGAGCUGAGUGCAGGCGACCCCUGGGGGGCCGCGGGUGCUGCGGCCCCUUUGAGCUCUGCCGGCCCCUCGCCUCCACCCUCGAUUCCUGCCCCUGCUGCCUCAGGUCCUUGGGGCGCAGCUCCUGCAGACCCAUGGGGGGUUACGUCACCCACAUCCCCUACAAGCUCUGACCCCUGGGGUGGGGGAGCUCCACCCAAUAUAGCCCUUCCCCCUGACCCCUGGGGAGAGACGUCCAACAGAGUUAACAACGUUGACCCCUGGGCGAGUUCAGCUGUGACCCCCCCCAGUGCCGACCCCUGGGGCCCCCCGGUGCCACCCAGCACAUCCUCCUCGGGGGGGCCCGUAGACCCCUGGGCAGGUGAAGGGGCUCUCCCUGCCUCUGACCUUAUAACCUCCGACAUCUGGAGUGGCACCGCCCUACACACAAACGGCACAGGAGACCCGGAGCGAUGGGGGUCCCCGGCAAUAGGCUGUAACAGCACAGGCUCCCCGGUGCCCUUUGACCUGUCAUCUCUUGGUUCUUCACUUCCUGUUCGUAAGACUCCCGAGUCCUUCCUCGGCCCCAACGCAGCGCUGGUGGAUCUCGACUCUCUCUUGUCAUCUAAACCCAAACCCAAACAGCCACCGCCCCCUUCCAUCUCUUCCUCUUCAGCGCACAACCCCUUUCUCCAGAACACAGGCUCAUCUCCUGCUCCUGGCAUGGCAGUGACUCCAGGCAGCACCAUUUCCAGUCGGGGGGUUUCUCCAAUACCUGCCUGCUCCAACCCGUUUGGCGUGGCCCCCCCCAUGAGCUCCAUCUCACCUCAGCCCUCCUCACUUGGCCUGAGCCUCCGCUCCAGUCCUGUGCCCCCCAACCCCAUGCUGAGCAUGAUGCAACCAGGAAUGGGCAUGGGGCCAAUGACUGUGGGUAUGGGGGCUCCAGGGAUGGGCAUGGGCAUGAUGCAGGCCAGCCCCAUGGGCAUGCCCUUCAGCGGCCUCUCGCCUAUGGCCCCCCCAGGCUCGGUUUUUAUGGGGCACGGAGGCGGACCACCUCCUCAGCUGAUUUUGGGUGGGCCAAGUGGAUCCGGAGUGAUGGGGGCAGGAGGGUCAGUGGGAGGCGGAGGAACGACGGGAGCGAGCACCAACCCUUUCCUUCUUUGAGGAAGUGUCACCACUACUUUGCUCACCAGUUUCAACCUCCCCUGUCGUACCUGCUGCCCCCUUCACCCCCCCCCCCCCCCUUCAACACAGUUUGUGUCCAAAAAGAAAAAUGUGUACAUUUCUAUAUUUAAAGAAAAAAACUAAAAAUUUAAAAAUUAUGUUUAUCUUUUCCUUCAAAAGCAUUAUUUCAUUUCAGAAUAAUUUUCCACAUUUAGUUCCUUUCAUUACAGUAUGGGUUGUUUGUGGGCGGGAAAUAGAGAUCUAUUUAUUUUUGUUUUAAUCCUGUGCCGUUCUGUAGCGUUCUUCAUGUUGUGUUAUUUUCAGUCCUGUCUUGAGAUGAAGGUAAGUCUGUGAGCAGAGGCGUUUUCAGUUAUCACUCUGAAAUAUUACUGCACUGACAGAGAGCUGGAGAGAGAGCAGACAUAGCCACUAACUGAACAGAGAAACUGUUGCACCUUUCUCUCUCUCUCUCUCUCUCUCUCUUUCUCUCUCUCUCUCUCGCUCUCUCUCUCUCUCUCUCUCUUUCUCUCUCUCUCGAAUGAAGAUAAACACUGAAUCACUGAAAGGAAAAAUGUGCAUGAAGGAUGAUUUUUAAUGAACUCCAAUACAGACUGGAAAUCCUGCAUUAGCAUUUCAGGCACAAUGUGGUCAAAUUGUUUCAACUCUUUUACUUUUAAUUUAAUAUUAAAUGUAAUUUAUUUUGUUUCCAAUUUUUGGGAACAAAUUAACAAGAAAAUCACACGACGAUGCCAUUUAAAUCAAAUGCUUAUUUUUCCCCUUCAUUUUAUUGGAGAAAACUAAAGAGAGCUCGGACCUCUGUGGUCUGAUGGGCGAAGUGAUGGGAUGUUUGUUGAAUGUGUGUGUUUGCAGCCAGGUGCGAAUGAGAAAAUGAAUGCUCAUUUGUGAGUAUGCAAUAGUGCAAAUGCCUGUUUCUGUGUAUAUGUGUCAAUAUCUGUCUCCAUUCUUAUUUCAGUGACUCAGAAAGCAAGAAAUGACAUCCAUUAUUUUUGUUUUAAAAAAUUGUCACUUGUAUUAAUACUAUGUAAUGUUGGGAUUUCAGAUGAGGUAUAAGGGUCACACAUUUCUCUGCCAAUCAUAUUUCACUUUUUUGUUUGUUAAUCAGAAGCAUUAGUUUUUCCAAUCACACAUUUCAUAUGGGACCCCUGGUGUCCAGGUGUCCCAGAGCUACACUGUCCACCCGUUUCAGCCCUGUCUUCGGAGAGGGAGAGUACUGAUGCUUCUUAAAAAAAAAAAGACAAUUAUUUCAAUGAAUGAAAGAAAAAAACUUGGACUUGAUGACAUGCUCCAUGCUGUUCUUUUAAUUUAGUUUGAUGAAUUAAUUGUUAUUUUAUAUCAACAAGAAAAAUAUCUUUUAUUGGGUAAGGUUGACUUUUGUGUGGUGAUGACUGUGAACAUUCACAUUUGAAAAGUAAAAUGGAAAAAAAAUCAAAAGGAAUUUACGAAAUAAAACAAAAACACUUUAUGUGUUUGGCUUGUUU